AUGUCGUCGAUCGCACGCCCCCCAGACCCCUGUCUAGUCGCGAUCAUCCUCAUCGUUCGGUCGCGCACCGGUCCGCGCCUCGUUUUCCAUUACCCUCCGAACCCGCUUAGCGAGAACCGCUUGAAGUCCACGACCAAGGGCGGCCGGCGCAUCUCCCGCACACGCAGCCGACAAGGCUCCAAGAGUACCGACUCGAGCUCGAGUGAUGAGAGUGGUCUUAGCUCUGAUGAAGAUGAGGAUGAGCGGGAACCUCAUGUUGGUGGGAACACGGUCGCGAACGCAAAUCUGAGUGUGAACUUGAAUGCUGGGCUAGGCCGCCGGGCGAGCAACUUCGGCAUCGACUCACUUACGCUUACGCCGGACGCUGCGUCACCCGGUGGGACAGAUUCACAACGGCCCGGGUCUUUGGGGUCCGGCAGGGCUUCUUCGCUAAGGAAAAGGGGUGGCGCAUGCUCGGAUCCGGAGGAAGAUGCUGGAUCGGAUCGGCCUGAGGAUGGGACUACUGGAGGGUCGCGGCCGCCUUGGGAGUCACUUCUAGGCCUACCCGGUAGCGUGUGGGAGAAACUACUCAGCCCGUCUCGGUCCUGGCAUAAGAGACGCUUUGAGGUUGGGAUUAAUGAUCUCGCCUUGAUCGGAUGGCCGGUAUUCGUGCGCGAAGAUGGGACAUGGCGUAAGCAGCGCCGCAAGAAGAAAAAGAAGCCUCGUGCUGAAUGGGAUGGCGGGGAACUGGGCCACAAUGAGAAUGCUGAAGAUGGUCAGGGUGAAGAAGACCCAGCCAUGUCGCCUGAUCUGGGUGGAAGUGUUGCUACGAUCACCGAGUUGACGCUGACAGCUUCACCUACUGAGGUUAAACGGGCCUCAGCGGCGAGCGGGAAGUUUGGCAAGCAGCAAGAAGAUAGUCUUGAUCCGGAGGAUAAGGACCAAAUGACUAUGUUUAAUGUGGUAUUUGUGAUGGAUCCUCCUCUGCUAGAGUACUCGAUGCGAGUCAAGGAGAUCUACGAGAAUAUCAUUAAGAAAUUUGCCAAGGCGCUGAAGUGGGAACAAGCUCGAACUGACUAUGUUUGGAGGGAGUCGCAGCAUAUCUUGCAGGUUAGGAGGAAAGCGCGAGAAACGAAAACAUCGGUUCAUAACCUCUAUUCAGAGUUGAUUAACCAAUCGUCUUUGGCUAGAGCAAUGUACACAGUCUACACCAGCAUCUCUGCGUCAAAGAUUGCAUCGGUUUCACUCAGCCCUGAUGUCUCCAUCUCGCUUCAGAUUCCUCCAUUGACUUCCACCCCGUACUUGGCUGGGCCUACCGACAAAGCAUAUCCCGGCCUUUGGUUGACAACUGCGGACAGUGCGACUCCAGUUGAUGAUAUCGGAACCGACGAAAACAAUGCUCCUCACCAAGUACUUGCGAAGCACUUUGCCUUGCUUCUCCUGGACAGCGAAGCAGCGAUUAUCAAGGAUGUCGAGGCCUCCGGGGGCACUCUAGCACCCGCUCUAGCCCAUUACAUCCGUUGCUCCAAGCCUACAAAAUCAUUUGCACAAAUAUCAGCUGCAUCAGGGAUCCCACUAUCGACGAUCCAGAUGUUGGCAAGCCACCUGGUAUACUGGCGUCGCGCCCGUGCCAUUCCUCCAAUCCACCAACGAGACACCUACAUCGUGUCUCCAAACUGUGACCUGAGCAAGCUCGAAAUCGCCACAAUCGCCUACCAAACAACAUUCCCCACGCUACCCAGUCUCCCAAAGAUGCUCUCCGCUCUUAGUGGCACACCUCGACCCUACGGCAGCUUCAUCCCCAGCAAAGAUCACAAGGAAACCUACUUCUCCAUCCUAGCCUGGUUGCUCCGCGGCGGCUGGGUAACCCAACUACGAACCUUCGCCCGCAUCAAAGUCACGCCCGAAAUCAAACUAGCCGUAGAAAUGGCCCUCCGAAAAGAAGAAGUAGACCGAUACCUCGCCAAAGGCAGCGUCAGUUCCGUCGCCGACAACGAAGACUCCUCCUCCUCAUCUUCAGACGACGAAGACGCAAACUCCUCCUCAUCCUCUUCCCUCGCAAGCCACGGCAGCGGCGACGAGACACCCAUGCAAGGCCCAGGCAGUCGUCUCGACCCCCACGCCCGCCUACGCAUCUCCCACAAACUCCUCGACCGAUCUACCGCCCUCCGCCUCUCAUCGCUCAUUCUCUCCCCGCACCGCGCAUCCCCGCUCGAGUCACGCUGGCUCGAUGAGAUCGUCGCCCGAUUCCCGGAUCAGCCGGGUUCUUUGCAAGGACUGGAAGGUGCCAGUCCAGAUAUUGCGCCGAAUGAGCUCCAGGGCGUGCUGAAGAGGUAUUGGCCUGUGUUUUUGAAAUACUUUAAUGGGUAUGAUGCGUUGGAGAAGAUUUCUGUGCGGGAGAGUUUGAAGAGAAAGUUGGUGUGGCAGGUGCUUAUGCGGCUGGGGUUCGUGACUGGGCCUGGUAUUUCUAUUGAGCCGGAUCCGCGUGAACAGGUGCUCAUAGGCGUGAGACAUUGGUAG
This is a messenger RNA of Penicillium subrubescens, 2499 nucleotides long. Its product is annotated as nitrogen permease regulator 3 family protein. The transcript has 2 exons. Gene Ontology annotation, cellular component: GATOR1 complex. The coding region runs from base 1 to 2499 and encodes 832 amino acids. Lineage: Eukaryota; Fungi; Ascomycota; Eurotiomycetes; Eurotiales; Aspergillaceae. Gene Ontology annotation, biological process: negative regulation of TORC1 signaling; cellular response to amino acid starvation; positive regulation of autophagy. The record is from RefSeq and is a predicted model, not a curated record.